Messenger RNA from Symbiodinium necroappetens, 378 nucleotides. The record is from the annotation of a GenBank genome assembly. Lineage: Eukaryota; Dinophyceae; Suessiales; Symbiodiniaceae.
GUUAUGAUGAUGGCUGCUGGUGCCUUCCUGGUCGUGGAUCAAGAGUUCAAGGAUUACCGGGAUGCCGCGGCAGCUGCAAACCGCAGGGCAGGGCGCGACCUGAGCCAAGGUUUCGGUAUUCUGCUGCUGGUGGCGACGAUCCAGCGUCUGCUGCACAAAGAGCCUCCUGCGCCACCGGGAAAGGCGCAGCUGAAAGCGAUUUGGAAGGUUCAAGUUGGUGUACAGCUGCUCUUCGCUGGGAUGUCUAUGUACUUCUCUGGCAAGAUCUCCGGGAGAGCGGGUCUCUACUCAUGUGUUGUUCUCUCAUUGAUCCUGGUGGCCAUCAACUUUCUGGAUGAGUUCGAGGAGCUGCGGGAGUAUCGCAGUAACUGGAAAGUG